Messenger RNA from Cryptomeria japonica (Japanese cedar), 522 nucleotides. RefSeq lists its product as uncharacterized. NCBI's taxonomy places the organism in Eukaryota, Viridiplantae, Streptophyta, Pinopsida, Cupressales, Cupressaceae. The record is from RefSeq and is a predicted model, not a curated record. The coding region runs from base 1 to 522 and encodes 173 amino acids. The transcript has a single exon.
AUGUCUGGCCUGCUGAAGAAACGGUGCCGCGAGGAUGAGGCUCCGCUUGAUUCUCCGAAACGUUUUCGCGCUGAGACGGAGAAAUUGAUCUUUAAGUUACUGGAAGACGAUGAAAAAUGCACUGCCAGUGAGGAAGCUGUUAGCGGGAUUAUGAGAAGUCUGGAGGAGGAAAUCGGCAUAACUUCUUGCUCCACUUCUUAUGAUAGCUCGGCUGGAUUAAAGAGAGAUGAAUCUGUGUCUUCUGAUAUGACCAGCUGCUGUGGAGACACUGGCGAAAUUAAUCUGGAUUUCCUGUUAGAGGCUUCCGAUGAUGAGCUUGGCAUUCCUCUACAGAAUUCAGAGGAGGAUUGUAAUUUAUCCUCUACUUCUUCAAAAGAGGAGAUUUUAAAUCCUUGUUUCGACUUUGCCGAAAACCAGGAAUUUAAAGGCUUUGUCGAUAACUGGCUUUUUGAGGACGAUUUUGUAGAUUACAGGCAGUUUACAGUGUUCGAUGACGCUGCUGCCUUCGAUCUUCAAAGAUAA